Messenger RNA from Jaculus jaculus (lesser Egyptian jerboa), 224 nucleotides. RefSeq names its product ATP synthase membrane subunit e. Gene Ontology annotation, biological process: proton motive force-driven ATP synthesis. NCBI's taxonomy places the organism in Eukaryota, Metazoa, Chordata, Mammalia, Rodentia, Dipodidae. Gene Ontology annotation, molecular function: proton transmembrane transporter activity. The record is from RefSeq and is a predicted model, not a curated record.
AUGGUGUGGCCGGUGCAGAUCUCUCUGCUCCUGAAGCUCGGCCAAUACUCUGCCCUGGUCCUCAGCAUGGCCUACAGUGCCAAGCACUACAGUUAAAAACCCCUGGCAGAAGAGGAGAGGAGGGUAACAGCUGAGGACAAGAAGAGGCAGGAAGAACUGAAACAGAUUGAGAGAGUACUGGCAGAAGCUCAACAUGACAGAAUAUUAAAGUGAGGUGCCAGCAG